AUGCUGCGGCUGGCUGCAGCUUGCCCUGAGUCCUGUGUGGUAUGCUCCAGAGAUGUAACCCUCUGUCACCAGAUAACCUAUGUAGUAGCAGCCCCUGUGACCACGAGGGUUCUAAUCAUCACGGAUGGCUACCUCUCCUCUGUAGAAAGCACAAAUCUGUCUCUCUUGUUUAAUCUUGCCCUGCUUUCUCUGGGCAGGAAUGGUAUUGAGGGCAUUGAGGAAGACGCUCUGUACAGUCUAACGAAGUUGCAGACAUUGUUACUGGAGCACAACCAGAUUUCCAGUUCUUCCCUCCCGGAUUACACCUUCAGCAGGCUGUACAGUCUGAGGGUGCUGGUACUAAGCAACAAUGCCCUCCACAGCUUGAGAGGGGCCUGGUUCCACACCACCAAGGCUCUGACCCGGCUCCAGCUGGAUGGCAAUCAGAUCACCAAUCUCACAGAUGGUUCUUUUGAGGGCACCAGUCUCCACAGUCUCAGGCAUCUGGAUUUAUCUAACAAUUUAAUUUCCUUUAUUGAGAAAAAUGCCUUCCGGCCUUUGCCUCAAUUACAGGAAGUGGACCUGUCCCGGAAUAGGCUGACCCACAUUCCUGACGUUUUCACUCCACUGAAGCAGUUAAGCUUCCUCAGCUUAGACAGGAACCAGUGGAGCUGCUCCUGUGACCUCCACCCCCUGGCCCGCUUCCUGAGAAACUACACCAAGUCUUCGGCUCACACACUCAAGAAUGCCAAGGAACUGCACUGUCUGUGGGCUACCCCAGCCCCGGGGGCCCUGGUAAACAGUGUGUUGAGGCUGUCAGAAAGCAACUGUGAACCCAAGGCUCCGGACUCCACUCUGGUUGUGAAGGACAGACGUCCUCUUCUCCCAAGGCAGGACGUGGCCCUGAUGACUGUCCUGGGCUUUGCAGGAGCUGUUGGUCUCACUUGCCUUGGUUUAGUUGUAUUUAACUGGAAACUCCAACAAGGCAAAGCAAAUGAACACACAUCAGAAAACCUUUGUUGCAGAACCUUCGAUGAAUCCCUGUGUGCUCAUGAAGCAAGAAAUUACCACACUAUGGGAUACUGUAACUGCCACUUAACUCAGGAAAACAAGAUAAAGGUCAUGCCCAUUGUGGGGUGCAGAAAGGAAAUGCCACUUUUACAGGAAAGCAGCCAUCAAGCAACAUUGGCCUCUGAGUCCACGGCCCUUGACGAGUCCAAAGCCCUUGACGGAUCAUUUAGAAACCUAAAAGGGAAAGACCAUGGGGCAGACAGCACUUUGCCUUGCCUGCAAGGUAGAUUGCUGGAGUCAGGAUGCUCAGGGUCUCCUGGGAAAAGGGCAGCUUUUAAUGACACAGGCAUAGUUACAAGACAUUGUCCAAGGAGAGUUGAAAAGAUAAGGAACCUCAAACAUGUGGAAGUUCAGCCUCAAACCCUGCCACACCACAUUUAUUUUUCAGCAGAUACCAGCACUGACACAUUUAGAAGAAUAUAUACAGUAUCUACUUCAGCCUUGGCAAGAGAAAGUCUUGAAAGGCAUUUAACAAAUGGAUCAUGGCAGCCUCCAAUAGAAAAAGAAGACAAUGGCUUACAACCUCACAGGAAGAGACAUUUUACUACAAGCUCACCAUCCAACCCUUGUGAACCCAAGGAACACUAUAUACAAAGGUUCCUACACAAACCUAAAUCAAAAUAUGAUGGUCCCCAAAGAUUGAUAAAAUGGAGCAAGCCUACGUGUUUUCAGCCUAACAAUCCCCUUAUCUGUAAAUAUGUGCCCUGUGAUCAAUUUCAAGUUUAUAUGAAGGAAAGGAAGCCCAAAUAUAGAGAACUUUCUAAGUUUGAGAAAGAGCAAAUCCAAAUUAAUAAUGCAAUAGAAAAAUUUCUUAUGAGUGAGGAUAAUAUAGAUUUACCAAGGUUUUCAACAAAAAUCAAGAAAAUGCAUUCCACAAAGAGGGCUAGCUUUCAUCAUUCUAACUUACUACCAAAAAAAAGCUUGCUAUCCCCUGAAACACCAACCCAUCAGAAACAGCAGGAAAAUCAAAGUAACCAAGUGCCUACUUUGGAUUUCACCAAAUGUAGCGACCCUGGAGAGAAAAAGGAAGGGAGUAGAUGGUUGGCUAAUUCACAGAUUCUGAACAAGAGAACAAGACCUUCUAUCAAAAGGAUUAAAUUAAAUUUACAUCCUUUUAGGAAAGUCAGGGUCCAUUCAGAAAGAUCCUUGUCAGAACUUCUAAAGAAGCAUAAACGAGUAUUGUUAUGGCCUAGGAAGUUAUCUAAAACUUUGGAGGAAAAAGCCAAAAGAAAUCCUGUAUCUUUUGUGAGAGAGAGUAACAACUGUGCUAAACCCUCUUUAAAAAGACCACCUCUCAAACAUGCUCCAAAGCAGGCCCCAUAUUACAAAAGAAAUACUAAACCUGCCCCUCCUGUUUAUGCUGAUACCUUGUCUGUAGACAGGCAGUUCUCUGUACAGAGCAGGUGUUACCCAGCUGGUCAGGUUCCUUGUGGGAAUGCAGCAACCUUGCAUCAUCAUACAAGGAGGAACAAUGCACACCGACACUCACAUGGUACAUCUUCAGCUGAGCAAGAGCAAGAUAUAACUCAGCUCCAAACGGAACUUCCCGGUUAUUUACCUGACACUUGGGAAAAUAACACUUUACCAUCUCCACCUUCCAGGGAGGGUAUUGACCAGAAAGGAAAAGAGCCCACUAAACACAGAGUCCAGAACAAAUCAAACACCAACCAAUUAAGUCAGUGUUCUUCAUCUUUGAUGAAGCAAAUACAUUUGCAAGGGACACACCCACCUGACCCCAAUAACAAGGAAUAUACUUUAGGUCAGAAUCAAGCUUUGUUACAACAUGAAGAGAACAUUUCAAAUCACAAACAACUUGGAAAUGAUGGGAAAUUAUCAAUAGCAGAAUUUAAAAAAUCGCAUCCAAUUAUGGAACUGUGUUCUAUGGGUAAAGGAGGACAAUCUCUUCCUAGCACAGAAAUUUAUGAUUCCUCUCUCAUUUCCUGGACACACUCCAAGAACAACUCACCAACAAAUUCUAUCAUACUCCAAAGUAGAACAGAGCUUCCCAAACAUAGGAAUUUUUCUCCUGUUACUAGGCAAGCUUCUUGGCGUCUUACCAAUAGCGGUGAGAAAGGAAUUGAUAGCACAAAUGCAUCACCCAAAGAUGAUGGCAAUGAAGCACUGGAGAUAAAACUAGCAGAGAAAGAUACACUUGACGAAAGCAGCAUGAGUUCUAGUCCAUUCAUGUGGACCACAAAAAUGACCCUGAAAAACUCCACUGAAGAAAGGCAGAAGACCGUGGCAAAUGAAAAAAGUGAAAUACACAUAUUAUAUGACUUGGGUUCUGUUGACACUAUUAAAGUUAAAGAUUUUGCCAUCCUAAUUCCCCAUGAAAUCCAAAACACAAUACCUCAUGAUGAAAUAGAUAUUCAAAAUAACAGUAAUGUGCAUGAUUUGAAAGAAACAAAUGUUCCCUCAGAUAAACACAAUUGUGCACACAGAGAAGGGACCAUGGGAGUGGAGACACAAGAAGUACUUUCCCUAUUAGCAGAGUUGAAAGACAGUAGUUUUAAGGCAGAAGAUAUUCCUGAAAAUAAAAAUGAAGCUGAGAACUCUGCUGCAAAGCUUGCUGUGCUCCCUGCAUCUGUUGAGGAUGCUAAUGAAUCACCUUUAGAGGCAGAGAGGAGUGAACACAACAACCCAAAUAAUCAUUUUCCACCUUAG
Messenger RNA from Perognathus longimembris pacificus (Pacific pocket mouse), 3714 nucleotides. It is a transcript of the gene Lrrc53, whose product is annotated as leucine rich repeat containing 53. The record is from RefSeq and is a predicted model, not a curated record. Gene Ontology annotation, molecular function: protein binding. Lineage: Eukaryota; Metazoa; Chordata; Mammalia; Rodentia; Heteromyidae.